AUGGCCUCGAAUAAUUACUGGCUCCUUGGCAAUGUUGGAGCUUGGAUCAACCAGGCGCGUGACAGAAUGCUCGAUUAUUCUCACAAAAAACUUCACGGGGGUCAACAAAAUAGGUCAACACUCCUCGUCUGCACCUUGCGCCAUCUUUCCUGUCAAUUACAACCGCCACUGCCGUCGUUUCUCUCUGCUCCAAAGUCCCCACGUACCAAACACACACUAAUUGUUGGAAUAAACGAAAAAUAUCAAUUAUCACGCACUUCACUGGCACUGUACUUACGACACACUCGUUUGUUAAUUCGGGCUUAUGUAAAAAUAAUAAAAUGUACACACUCGCGUAUGAUGAUAUCGCUCAGCCCCUCGAGCCCGCUCCAAACCGAGGACGUCGGCACACUGUACACCGCACUCUACAGUCAGCUAAGCACCGCCACCAACGCCGCUUACGACUCUCCACAUCAACUACCUCAGCACGUCACACAGUCACACUUAUUUAAAUUUACAUCUGUGUCUACCUACACCAGCUAA
Cotesia congregata is the source of this 522-nucleotide messenger RNA. The record is from the annotation of a GenBank genome assembly. Lineage: Eukaryota; Metazoa; Arthropoda; Insecta; Hymenoptera; Braconidae.